AUGCGAGUGACCCCGUCGGAAGUGAAAUUUCUGGACGCGCUGGCAGGGAGGGUCUACCGCCUCCCAGUUACCGUACACAAUCUCGGCCGAAGCAACCAGAAAAUCCGUUUUCAGGAGCCUGUCAAGCCACAGUUCAAACUGAUUUUGACCAGUGUGGAUAAAGCACUUGCUUCUGGCCUUCAGACAACAGCUGUGGUGGAAUAUCAUCCUGAUAAGAAUGAAGACAUGUGUGACCAACUUCUUAUUUCAGUAGGAAAUAAAACAAUAGAGAUCCCUCUAAUUGGGUUGAUUCCAUCAUGUCAAUUGGAAAUUGAGCCCGAAGUUAAUUUUGGGACUUUGGUUGCCUGCAGUAAAGUGUAUUGUAAAGAGAUUAGUAUCAUUAACCAUGGCAGUGUGCCAGGUAUCUUUAAAACAGAAUACCAGGGCCAACUACCCAUUGUCAUUUUUCCAACCAGUGGUGUUGUGAAGCCCAAGUCAUCAAUGGUUAUUAAAGUGGAUUUUUGUGCAGACCAGCCCAUAGUUGUAAACGAAUUGGCAAAAGUGAGUUUGCAAGAUCGUCCAGACAUAUUCUUGAAUAUCAGAGCCUGUGUGGUUGAGCAGAUUAUUGAAUUGUUAAACAUAAAUAAUGAUAGAAAGUUGGAAUGCAUAAGCUUUGGUUCUGUUUUCUUUGGAACGUCAAAGAUUGAACGUGCACUUCUGUACAAUAAUAGCCCAGAACCUAUAAAUUGGGUAGCCAUAAUGCAAGAUGAUUCCGUUGGAGAAGAAUUGGGUACAAAUAUUAAACAAAGAACAGAUGUUGCUUUAAAUAAUCUCGCCUACUUAAGGAAAAUAAAGAGCAUAGAUAUUACCACAAUUAUCUCCUGUGUUCCUAAUGAAGGGAGGUUACUACCUUAUCAAAAGAUUUUAAUUACGUUUUGUUUCAGCCCAAAGUUAAUCAUUGAUGGUCAAAAGAAUGAUCCUACACAUAGGCAAGACUAUGCUGUUUUCUUGAGAUUUGAGUCUGUAGGAACUAAAGAUGGAUUUUUGAGAGAUGAUAAUCAAAUCAUCAAAAGUGACUCAUUUCAGAAAGUGGAAUUAGCCCUGACAGGCUCAGGACUUCCAGUCUUACUUCAGUUUGAUCCUGGAAGGGUUCUUACGUUUGCACCUUGUUUCAUGGGUGGACAUUCAGAGAUUCAUUGUGUUAUGCAAAAUCGAUCCAAAUCCCUUCCUCUGAUGUACCACUUUAAAAAAACUGCACAUUUUAAAAUUGAUCCUCAAAAGGGCAAGAUUGAUGAAGGAUGUAUGCAGAAUGUGACAUGUUCAUUCAUUCCACAUCAAGUUGGAGUCUUUAAAGUGAAGCAAUUUAUAGAGAUUAUUGGCUCAGUGGCAGAUGAAAAUUUGCAGUCUUCAUCACUGAAGCCUUUCCAUCAGAUAUAUUUAUAUUUUAAUAGUGUCUGCAAGCCUUCCACCAAGAAAGUUGUGAUGAAAGUUAAUCCUGGUCUAUCCCCUUUGGUCAGUAAUCCUACGGGACAGUUUGUGGUGAAAGACUUGGUGCAGUACAAGAACCAUGCACCUGUUGCGAUGCUUCAGUCAACCAUGACACACAUUCACAAUCAUAAGAUAAAGAAAGAGUUAAUAAAGGGUGCACUGAUAGCCUUUCCCAACGACCGAGCUGCAAGUAUCCGGUCUGGAGAAGACCAUAAAAAUUUCAGGACGAUUUUCACAAAGAUUCCAAGAUAUAACUAUGUGGAUCCUGAUUUUGCAUAUACUAAAUUUGAAAAGAUAGAAAAGAAAUCUCAUGAAAAAUAUUAUGCAGAAUACAUUAAAUAUUUAAGAAAUGUGCGCCUGCAGAAAGAAGCACGCAGGAAGUGCAUAUACUCAUAUAAUGACAUAGACAUAGGAUUGCAUCCUGCAUCUGGUCUAAAAUCACCCACUGUCUCAGAAGUGGAAAUGGAAGAGGAGUUAUCUUCAGCACAGUGUUGGAUCAAACACAACCAAUUGCUAUGUACCAGAAAUAUAGCAUUCAAGGAGACAAAGUCUCUGAGAAGAAAGGUUCUUAAAGGACUUAAAUCAGACCCAUCCACACCCCAUGAAAAACAUGAUUGCAGCUUAAUUUUGACACCAAAGCAAAUUUAUCAAGUAAUUGUUGGGCCCUCUGUCCUUAACUUUGGUGAUGUUUGUGCGAACUCAACAAAUACUCAUUUACUACAUAUUAUUAAUAUGCUACCAAUUCACAUUCUGAUCCAAUUAGAUGUCAGUUUGGAAGAACUUCAGAAAACUAACCAAUUUUCAUAUGUGAUUCCACCUACAACUAGUACUUGUAUUUCAAUGAUAUUUGAAUCUCCCACCAUUGGAAAAUUUUGGAAGUCUUUCACGUUCACAGUGAACAAUAUGCCUGGUGGACACAUCCUAGUGAUGGCAGUUGUCCUGCCAGUAAGACUUGAGCUAUCUUCUAAUGAGCUGAUACUGAGACCACAAGGCUUCUUGGUGAAAUCAUGUUUUAGGGGGACGGUGAGGAUGUAUAAUCGUCAGAAUUACUUUGUCAAGUUUAAAUGGCAACCGAUAAAUACAGGAAAGGGGAUGGCAUUUUCCAUUCGUCCAGCUAAAGGCACUGUUGAACCAUACUCCUCAUUGGAAUGUGAAGUAGCAUGGCAGCCGGGUUUUGAUUCUCCAGAAAGGGGAGAAUUUAUUCUUCAUGUCAGUGAAGGAAACACGCUGACACUGAAAUGUCUUGCACAUGUAAUGACUUCCUUUUAA
Molecule: messenger RNA, 2736 nt
Organism: Dama dama (fallow deer)
Lineage: Eukaryota; Metazoa; Chordata; Mammalia; Artiodactyla; Cervidae
Product: cilia- and flagella-associated protein 47-like
Exons: 16
Coding region: 1-2736 (911 amino acids)
Source: RefSeq, a predicted model, not a curated record